AUGGCUCCACCUAAACCUCCAAACCCUUCUUCCAAAGAAAUUUUGGAGGAAGCUAUCCAAAUUUCUACAUUAAACCUUAACAAUGCUAUGGCUGAUACUCAAGAACAAUUAGAUGUGAGAUUUGCACAAAUGUCAGCAUCUAUUGCUCAGCAAGUAGGGGAACUUCAUACAAGGUUGAAUGCUGAAAAAGAGGAUGAAAAUUCCAAAUUUGAAGCUCUCAUGGCUGCCAUUCAAAAGGCAGGACUGCAAGGGGAUAAACAAUUUAAGGUGACAGCUGCUGCUGCACAGUCUGCCUCUACUUCAGGUACUGCACAAAAUUCCUCAACCAUUUCUUUUGGUUCUCCCCCAUUCACACAUACUCUCACACCAGCACACUCACCUCUUAGACCAUCACCCAACAACCUGACUUCUACCCCCCAACCUGCUGUCGUGAUGACGUCAGCACCACAACUGGUGACAUCAGCGCCACAACUGGUGACGUCAGCACCACCUAGCCCUUUUAAUACAUACCCAUCUUACAUACACCCCCAGACUGUUUUCUUACCACCCCAGCCCCUUUCCCUUCCUUUCCCACAACCAGAAUUCUACCCACAACACCAUCAAAUUCCUACUUUACCCCCACUCCGAUCCCCUAAACUUGAACUAUCCUUAUUUGAUGGAUCUAACCCGUUGGAAUGGCUUUUUCAAGCGGAUCAGUUUUUUAGUUUUUAUAAUAUGCCACCGGAGAAUCGUUUAUCUCUUGUUUCUUUUUAUAUGAAAGGAGAUGCUUUAAGUUGGUUUAAGUGGAUGCAUCAAAAUCGCUUGUUAACUACUUGGGGGUCUUUUACAAGAGAAUUAGAACUUAGAUUUGGCCCAUCUACUUUUGAGAACCAUCAAGCUGAAUUAUUCAAGUUAAAACAACUAGGAUCUGUUAUGGAGUAUCAAACUAAAUUUGAGCAACUUGGCAACAAGGUUAUUGGGCUGCCAGCUGAAGCAAUUUUAAAUUGUUUCAUAUCAGGAUUACAAUUGGAAAUUCAAAACGAAUUGGCCAUUCACAAGCCCACCACUAUAUCCCAAGCCAUUGGCCUUGCUAAAUUAAUAGAGUCUAAGCUUAAAGACUCAAAGCCCAAAUUUUCCAAAUCUUUUCCCACAAAUUAUCCCAAACAGCCCUUACCUCAUCCAACCCUCUCAAAUCCCAAAGCCCUCUCUUCACCCACACAAAACAACCAAUAUCCUCCAAAAACCCCCACAACACAGCAGCCCAAAACACCAAUUCGUAAGUUAACUCAGGCCCAAUUACAAGAGCGACGCGCGCAGGGACUUUGUUUUAAUUGUGACGAAAAGUUCUUUACUGGCCACAAAUGUUCCACGGGCAGAUUCCUUAUCCUAAUUGCUGAUGAUGACAUCAGCAAUGAUCAACCAGAACUUGAAGAGAACAUUAUUGAUACUGCUGACACUGAUUUGAAUGACACUUACUUUCAGCUCUCCCCCCAAGCGGUAACAGGCCAAUUUUCCCCACAAACACUCAAAUUCAAAGGAUCAAUUGCAGGACUGCCAGUGAUGGUUCUCGUAGAUACGGGGAGUACACACAAUAUUAUGCAGCCUAGAAUUGCCCAUCACUUAAAUCUCCGCACUACCCCUAUCAAUCAAUUUUCAGUUAUGGUGGGUAAUGGUUCUCAUUUGCAAUGCGAAGGAAUAUGUAACCAGGUGGAAAUCUCUCUCCAAAACAAACCUUUUACGCUCCCUUUUUACUUGCUACCAAUCGAAGGGGCAGAUAUUGUGUUGGGCAUGGCUUGGCUAAGGACACUUGGUCCUAUUCAAGCAGAUUUUUCAAUUCCUUCCCUCACCUUCCAGCAUCAAAAUAGACCUCUAACCCUAACCGGCGAUCCUAGCUCUAGACCCAUGCACACAACUUUCCACCAAUUACGUCAACUAAUACAUACAGAUUCAAUUGCCUCUUUUCACUUGCUGCUUUUCGAACCAAUGGACAAACCAAUCAACACAACAGCCUCACCAACUCUUGACAAAUCUUCUACCACCUUACCAAAACAGAUUUUCAAACUUUUAACCAAUUUCCAAUCAAUCUUCCAACAACCAACAGGCCUACCCCCCCCAAGACCACAAGACCACCAUAUUAACCUUUUUCCAAACACUCCACCCAUCAAUGUUAAACCUUACCGAUAUCCUCACUCAAAAAAAGAUGCCAUGGCUAGCCUAAUUCAACAAAUGCUUAAGGAUGGUACAAUUAUUCCUAGCACAAGUCCCUUUUCCUCACCCGUCCUACUUGUGAAAAAGAAAGAUGGUACAUGGCGGUUUUGUGUGGACUAUCGUGCCCUCAAUGCUGUCACUAUCAAAGACAGAUUCCCUAUCCCAACUAUUGAUGAAUUACUAGAUGAGCUUGGCUCAGCUACAAUUUUCUCCAAGAUAGAUCUAUGUUCAGGUUACCACCAGAUCAGGGUUGCAUCGAAAGACACAUAUAAAACAGCUUUUCGAACUUUUGACGGACACUAUGAAUUCCUAGUUAUGCCAUUUGGUUUAACUAAUGGACCUUCUACGUUCCAGUCAGCAAUGAAUGAUUUACUUAGACCUUUUCUCAGACGCUUUGUCCUAGUUUUUUUUGAUGACAUUUUAAUUUACAGUUCCAAUUUUAGUGACCACAUUAAACAUUUGCAGGUGGUGUUUGAACUUUUACAGCAACAGUCAUUUUUUGUUAAGCUAUCUAAGUGUGUUUUUGCAGCUAAUCAGAUUGACUACUUAGGGCAUAUAAUUUCGGCGAGUGGUGUUGCACCCGAUCCAGAAAAAGUAAAAGCUAUUUUAGAUUGGCCACAGCCACGUUCUCUCUCGACUCUCCGUGGAUUUUUAGGGCUCACCGGUUUUUAUCGUAGGUUUGUUCAAAACUACGCCUCUCUCGCCGCUCCACUCACCGAUUUACUUCGUUCCACUAAAUUUUCUUGGAGUACAGAGGCUGACAGCGCUUUUACAAUGCUCAAAAAUAAAAUGACAAACAUGCCAGUUUUAGCGCUGCCAGAUUUUACAAAAAUAUUCAACAUUGAUACAGACGCAUCCGGAAUCGCCAUUGGUGCUGUUUUAUCGCAAGAGGGUCACCCGAUUGCUUUCUUCAGUAAGAAGUUGUGUCCACGAAUGCAGGCGGCUUCAGUGUAUGUUCGAGAGAUGUUGGCCAUCACAGAAUCUGUAAAGAAAUGGCGUCAAUACUUGAUUGGUCACAAAUUCCACAUUUAUACAGACCAGAAAAGUUUACGAGAUCUAUUGCUACAACGUAUUCAGACACCAGAACAACAACGGUGGACGGCUAAACUACAAGGUUUUGAUUUUGAAAUUUCGUACAAACCUGGGAAGUCAAAUCUGGUUGCAGACGCUUUGAGUCGUAAGUUUGACAAAGAGGAAGCACUAUUGUUGGCUCUAUCUUCCCCUGUCCCAGAUCUGUUCAGGACCCUGAAGAAAUUUUAUCAAACAGACAGGGUAGGUCAACAACUGUUAACAUUAGCUUCUCAGAAUAGCGAGGAGUACUCAAUAUCACAAGGACUACUUUAUUUCAAAAAAAGAGUUUACGUACCAGAUCUGGAAAAUCUCCGCCAACAAAUCUUGACUGAAUACCAUCAUACGCCAGAAGGAGGCCACUCUGGUGUUAAGGCUACAUUAGCUCGGUUACGUGCUUCUUUCUGCUGGCCCGGAGUGUACCUCGCAGUGAAAAAUAUGGUCAAACAUUGUACCAACUGCCAACAGAACAAGUACGAAACACAAAAGAAGAAAGGAUUGCUACAACCCCUCCCUAUUCCAGAUAGAGUGUGGGAGGACAUUACAAUGGAUUUCAUAACGAACUUACCGAACUCUAGCGGUCACACUGUGGUGUGGGUUCUUUGCGACCGUCUAAGCAAGUUUGUUCAUUUUCUGCCACUUCCUACACACUUCACCGCUCGCGAUCUAGCAGCUCGUUUCACUGUUGAAAUCUUUCGCCUUCAUGGCAUUCCAAGAUCAAUAGUAUCUGACCGAGAUCCAUUGUUUUUGAGCAAGUUCUGGAAGCAUUUUUUCAAACUCCAAGGCACCAACCUGCGUUACAGCACCUCUUAUCAUCCUGAGACGGACGGACAAACUGAAGUAGUAAAUCGGUCUUUAGAAACAUACCUGCGUUGCUUUGCUGGAGAGCACCCCCGAAAAUGGCAUCAGUUCUUGCACCUAGCUGAGUAUUGGUACAAUACAACAGAACACACCGCCAUCCAAAUGUCACCCUUCAAAGCUUUGUAUGGACGAGAUCCUCCAAAGCUCAUAGACUAUGUUACAGGUUCAGCAACGGAGGAAUCAUUACACAACACCUUGCAAGAACAACACAACGUGUUAGCAGAGUUAAAAUCGAAUCUGAAACGCAGUAGGAUCGUAAUGGAAAAGCAAGCUAAUAGCAAACGACGACCAUUUACCUUUCAUGAAGGGGAUCUAGUCCUGUUAAAGCUGAAACCCUACCGUCAAACAACAGUGGUCCAUCGUCAGUCACAGAAAUUAGCAAAGAGAUACUUUGGUCCGUAUAAGGUGAUUAAACGCAUAGGAUCUGUUGAUUACCUGCUCGAUCUGCCUUCCUCCUCGCGUAUCCAUCCGGUUGUUCAUGUUUCUUUGCUGAGAAAGUAUCACGGUGAGGAUCCAUCACAGGAAUUUUGCCCUCUUCCAAUACCGGAUCUGGUUCGCCUGUCCACCAUCAACGACCGGGUAACAACGUUGGAUGACCUGCAGAACAAAGAUCCACCACAAGUUAGCAAGGCAAGAAGUAACAACUCUCUACGAAAGGAUACACGACCUGUACAAGUCUUACCUCAGGGAUUGGAACCAUUUGCGGUUUCAGCGAACAGCGGUGAAGAAAGCUGGGAAGUAACGUGCAAGGGAAGCGGUGAAAAGAGAAAGAUGUUUCGGCAACAGUCUAGGCAAGAUAAAGCAGAGAAGGGAGCAGGUGUGAAGCUUGUGGGUUUUGACGAGAGAAAAAGUAAGGGAAGUGGUGGAAGUGAAACUGAAUUGGUACUUAACUCCUCAUCUGCAUUAGUAAGUAAACAUAAGGGUUUUGACAAGAGUGCCCCUAGUGUUUCCAACGGAUCUGUCCCCACUAUCAAUAAAGUUUCACGUGUUCUCCAAAAAGCCAGCUGUAACCCAGCCACACACGUUUCCCAAACCCCACACACUGCCCAAGAGAUAACAUCCCUUACCAAUGCUCAAUCACAGCCGUCCAUCCAGAUUGCGCCGGAUCCUCUCACGAUUUCCUUAUCUCCAGCUUCACAGAUUCCCGCGCCCAAGAUAUCUCCAAACACAAGUGGAUUAUCUGGCUUUGUUGGACCCACGGUUUUGUGCCCCAACUCACUCCCAAGGGAUACUUCAACAAGCCCAUUACCUUUGAACCUUGAGGACAAGGUUCUUUAUGGGCCACAGAGUAAUGUUAUGAAGACAACAAGGCCCAGCAGAAUUAAGAAGCCAUCUAUUUUACUAAAAGACUUUAUAGUAAAUUAG
Vicia villosa (hairy vetch) is the source of this 5481-nucleotide messenger RNA. RefSeq lists its product as uncharacterized. Gene Ontology annotation, biological process: DNA integration; proteolysis. Bases 1 to 5481 code for a protein of 1826 amino acids. Gene Ontology annotation, molecular function: nucleic acid binding; aspartic-type endopeptidase activity. The transcript has a single exon. The record is from RefSeq and is a predicted model, not a curated record. NCBI's taxonomy places the organism in Eukaryota, Viridiplantae, Streptophyta, Magnoliopsida, Fabales, Fabaceae.